This is a messenger RNA of Racocetra fulgida, 226 nucleotides long. NCBI's taxonomy places the organism in Eukaryota, Fungi, Glomeromycota, Glomeromycetes, Diversisporales, Gigasporaceae. The record is from the annotation of a GenBank genome assembly.
UACAAGAAAGUGAUAAAAAAAGGUAAAUUAAUUGUAAUUGAAAAAAAUCUUAAAGAUUUUGAAAAAUAUAGAAAAGAACUAAGAAAAAACAUUAGAUAUAAUGAAGAGUACAAAAGGCAAACUGCAGAACUUGAAAAAAAAUACAUUGGUAAUCUUUCUAAUCGGUCUUUUAUCACUAUCGCUAAAGAUCUUAAAUGUUUAAAAGAAAGUUUGAUUGAGGAACUUA